Paramecium tetraurelia is the source of this 189-nucleotide messenger RNA. RefSeq lists its product as uncharacterized. The record is from RefSeq and is a predicted model, not a curated record. The transcript has 2 exons. NCBI's taxonomy places the organism in Eukaryota, Ciliophora, Oligohymenophorea, Peniculida, Parameciidae.
AUGUCCUCCAAGGAUGAAGAACUUCAGGAGAUGCUUAUGAGAUAUGAGAAUCUCGAGAAGCAUAAUCAGCAAUUGCAGACUGAAAAUUCCAAUUUGAUGAGUCAGUUACAGAGUCUCUAACAAAAUAUUAAAUAAUUAGAAACAGAAAACAAUGAAUUGAUUGAUUAAAUUGAGAAUUUAAAGGAAUGA